This is a messenger RNA of Miscanthus lutarioriparius, 1566 nucleotides long. The record is from the annotation of a GenBank genome assembly. Lineage: Eukaryota; Viridiplantae; Streptophyta; Magnoliopsida; Poales; Poaceae.
AUGUCCCAACCAGAGCAGACAGGCAAGUUCCUUCCUUUCCCGCUUAAACGCUUUACUAAUUUGCUACUGCUGCUGUUGAAUGGUGGUACUGCAUCUGAAUCAGUAGAACAAUCAGCUUCAACCAAAGUUGUUAUCAACUCAGAUGACCCUGCAUGGAGUCAUUGUUAUUGCCCAGACCCAAAGAAGAAGCAUUCAAUAGUGUGCAACUACUGUAAGAAGACGAUAAACACUGGAAUUACAAGAGUGAAGUACCAUCUUGCUCGUCUUGGUGGCCACAAUGUCAGUAAGUGUGACAAGGUUCCGACCGAUGUGAAGGAAGAGAUGCUAGCUUUGGUUGCCAAGAAAACUAGUGAAAAGGAACAAAAGCAGAAGGAAAAGCAAAGGGCCAGAGAUGAAAUUGAUCUGGAUCGCUCAGAUGGUGAAAUGUGCAGUGAAGACUCUGACCAUGGGAACAAGGUUGUUGUGCUAAAGUCAACAAAAGGACCUAGUUGUAGUGCUGUUGGUUCAUCGGGUAGUGGCUCUAUCGAGAAGUUCUACAAGCCGGCUUCUAUAGAAGAGGAUGUGCAGAAGAACCAGAAAGGAGCUAACGUUAGCCAAAAGGUUCAAACAAAGUUAACAACUCAGAAAAGAGAAGAGAGGAGGGAUAGAGCUUGUGAGUAUAUAUGUCAGUUCUUUUACGAAGCUAGCAUUGCACACAAUACAGUCCUUCUUCCUAGCUUUGCCAAUAUGGUUGAGGCCAUUGGAGCCUUUGGUAGAGGUUUGAGAGGGCCUAGUCCCUAUGAGAUGAGUGGACCAUUUUUGCAGAAAAGGAAACAGAAGGUUGUACACUUAAUGACAGAUGCAUGGACAGAUAAGAAGGGCAUGGGAAUAAUGAAUUUAGUCGUGCAUAGUGCUCAUGGGGUCCUUUUUUUGGAUUCUGUGGACUGCUCUGGUGUCAAGAAAAAUGGUAAAUACGUCUUUGACCUUGUGGAUAGAUGCAUUGAAGACAUAGGAGAGGAAAAUGUUGUCCAAGUGGUCACUGACAAUGCUAGUGUUAAUGUAGCAGCAGCAAGUCUUCUAGCAGCAAAGAGACCCAAAAUAUUGGUGAUAAAGAUUCUAAGUUUGACAUGUAGCUCCUCUGGUUGUGAGAGGAGUUGGUCAGUAUUUGAACAGGUGCACACAAAAAAGCGCAACAGAUUACUUCAUGAGAGGAUGAGAGACCUUGUAUUUGUCAAAUUUAACUCCAAACUAAGGCAUAAGAAAGAGAACAAGAGUAGAGAUCCCAUAGAGAAGGAAAUAAAUGAUGUGCUGGGGGAUGACAACAAUGAGUUCAUUACUGGAUUAGAACCAAAUGCAAAUCAAAGUCAAGAAGAUCAGGGAUGUGCAGAAACAGCAGCAAAAGCACAAGAAGGAGCAUCACAGGGAGCAUCAACAUCACAAGCAAAAGCCAAAAGGAAAAGGCCUGUGCGCCCUAGGAAGAAAUUCAGGACCGUGGCAUCUCUGACGAAGCCUCGGUCUGCAGCCUCUACUUCUGAAUCAGAGGAAAAUCAAGAUGCUAUGGAAUCUACUGAUACUGACGAUGAUUAG